CUGGUGGAGCAGCAGACGUUAUGGCAAGUGUUUACCGAAAAUUAUUUGGAUUUGUAAAGGAAGAGCAUACAGACUUAUCUAUUCGAAUAACGCUACUGAGAGAUGAGAUCAGAAAGGAAAUUAUCCGUAAAUUUAAAAAGAAUUUGAAUAAAGAUGAGAUAAAUGAGCUGUUUAAAUGUGUGAUUAAGUCCCUGGAACAACUACACUUGUUAUCUGUUUACAAUAUACACUCAGGUGAAGACUUUGAUGUGGUAAUCAAGAAGGCUGUGUUCAAAGCAAAGAAUAAAUUGAAAUAUUUGCCGUUUUUGUUGAAGUGGACAAAAAUUUAUAGACACCUGAAUAACCUACUUUCAGACGGGAUUCUCUAUCAAGAUCUCCAUUUGGAAGUCUUUGCAACACAGAGAUUAUCCAGUGACUUAGAUCAUGAUGACAAUUCUUUCAUGGCAAGACAAAUGGAAGAUGAAAUGGACGGCUCAGGUGAAGAGAGUGACUUAGAAGUUGAUGAAUAUUUCGAGCAACUGAAAAGAGAAGAUGAAAUGGACAGCUCAGAUGAAGAGAGUUAAAAGAUAAAGACUGAAAUAUUAGACUCUAGCCUCAUAAUGACAGAUUCAUUUUACUAAUCUGGAAUUUUCACAUUUACAUAUUUUGCAGUGACUUACUUGAU
Molecule: messenger RNA, 664 nt
Organism: Octopus sinensis (East Asian common octopus)
Lineage: Eukaryota; Metazoa; Mollusca; Cephalopoda; Octopoda; Octopodidae
Exons: 9
Coding region: 21-563 (180 amino acids)
Source: RefSeq, a predicted model, not a curated record